Macaca mulatta (Rhesus monkey) is the source of this 3343-nucleotide messenger RNA. It is a transcript of the gene WHAMM, whose product is annotated as WASP homolog associated with actin, golgi membranes and microtubules. Gene Ontology annotation, biological process: Arp2/3 complex-mediated actin nucleation; endoplasmic reticulum to Golgi vesicle-mediated transport. NCBI's taxonomy places the organism in Eukaryota, Metazoa, Chordata, Mammalia, Primates, Cercopithecidae. Gene Ontology annotation, cellular component: endoplasmic reticulum-Golgi intermediate compartment membrane; cytoplasm. Gene Ontology annotation, molecular function: Arp2/3 complex binding; actin binding. The record is from RefSeq and is a predicted model, not a curated record.
UGGGUCACUGACGCGGUUUCGAUUCCAGUGAAAAAUGCUCGGGUUCGGACUGUCCCGUGACUGGCGGUGCGAGCAGGCCAGGCCCUCGCCCGCCGAGCCCUAGGACCGCUGCCGCCGACUGCCAUGGAAGACGAGCAGCCCGACAGCUUAGAGGGCUGGGUGCCUGUCCGGGAGGGCCUCUUCGCCGAGCCCGAGAGGCACCGGCUGCGCUUCCUGGUGGCUUGGAACGAAGCGGAGGGCAAGUUCGCUGUGACUUGUCACGACCGCACCGCGCAGCAGCGACGGCGGCGCGAGGGGGCCCGGCUGGGGCCCGAGCCCGAGCCCAAGCCCGAGGCAGCCGUGUCCCCGCCCAGCUGGGCAGGCCUGCUCUCGGCCGCAGGGCUCCGCGGCGCGCACCGGCAGCUGGCGGCGCUGUGGCCGCCUCUGGAGCGCUGCUUCCCGCGGCUGCCGCCGGAGCUGGAUGUGGGCGGCGGCGUCGGGGCCUGGGGUCUGGGGCUCGGGCUGUGGGCUUUGCUGUGGCCGGCGCGCGCGGACCCCGGCGAGGCGGCGCUGCAGGAGCUGUGCGGGCAGCUGGAGCGCUACCUGGGCGCGGCGGCCGACGGCUGCGGCGGCGCCACAGUGCGCGACGCGCUCUUCCCGGCUGAGGGCGGCGCGGCCGACUGCGAGAGCCCGUGCGAGUUCCGGGAGCGGGCCUUGCGCGCGCGGUGGGUCGAGGUGGACGCGCGGCUGCGCCAGGUUAUUCAAGGACACGGAAAAGCCAACACCAUGGUAGCAUUAAUGAAAUUGUACCAAGAGGAAGAUGAAGCGUACCAGGAAUUAGUUACUGUGGCAACCAUCUUCUUCCAGUACUUAUUGCAGCCAUUUAGGGCUAUGCGAGAAGUUGCAACUUUAUGUAAGCUUGAUAUUUUGAAGUCCUUGGAUGAGGAUGACCUAGGUCCUAGAAGGGUGGUUGCCCUGGAGAAAGAAGCUGAAGAAUGGACCAGACGGGCUGAAGAAGCUGUUGUCUCUAUUCAAGAUAUCACAGUGAAUUAUUUUAAGGAGACAGUAAAAGCAUUAGCAGUAAUGCGGAAAGAAAUGGAACAGGAUGCGAAGAGAUUUGGCCAGGCUGCCUGGGCCACAGCAGUUCCCAGGUUGGAAAAACUUAGGCUAAUGCUAGCUCGAGAGACUCUGCAACUCAUGAGAGCGAAAGAGUUGUGUUUAAAUCACAAAAGAGCUGAAAUUCAGGGAAAGAUGGAAGAUCUUCCAGAACAAGAAAAAAAUAUAAAUGUUGUAGAUGAAUUAGAAAUACAAUUUUAUGAAAUUCAGUUAGAACUAUAUGAAGUUAAAUUUGAGAUAUUAAAAAAUGAAGAAAUACUGCUUACUACACAGUUGGACUCCCUUAAAAGACUUAUAAAAGAGAAACAGAAUGAAGUUGUCUAUUACGAUCCAUGUGAAAGUCCAGAGGAACUUAAAGUCAUUGACUGUGUGGUGGGGCUGCAGGAUGAUAAGAAUUUGGAAGUGAAAGAACUCAGAAGGCAGUGCCAGCAGCUGGAGUCUAAACGGGGCAGGAUCUGUGCCAAAAGAGCCUCUCUCCGGAGUAGAAAGGAUCAGUGCAAAGAAAAUCAUCGGCUCAGAUUGCAACAGGCUGAAGAAAGCAUAAGAUACUCUCGUCAGCAUCACAGUAUUCAGAUGAAAAGAGACAAGAUAAAAGAAGAGGAGCAAAAGAAAAAAGAAUGGAUCAACCAAGAACGUCAAAAAACACUCCAACGAUUGAGAGCAUUUAAAGAUAAACACCUAGCUCAAUCUGUCCGAAACACCUCUGGCUCAGAACCUGUGGCUCCAAACCUGCCAGGCGACCUUUCCCAGCAGACAUGCUUGCCAGCUUCCCAGGCUGUGUCAGUAAUUCACCCGUCCUCUAGGAAAACUAGAGGCGUUCCCCUAUCGGAAGCUGGUAACAUGAAAAGCCCCAAGUGUCAAGACUGUCAUGGAAAUAUCCCUGUCCAGGUUUUUGUUCCAGUUGGUGAUCAAACACAUUCCAAAUCCAGUGAGGAACUGUCACUGCCACCACCUCCUCCUCCUCCUCCACCACCCCCCCCCCCCCUACCCCCCCCGCCUCCUCUCCCUGCUCUGUCCUCAUCCUCUCAAGCUGCAACUCAUCAGAACUUAGGCUUCCGGGCUCCAGUGAAAGAUGACCAGCCACUUCCUCUAGUGUGUGAAUCACCUGCUGAGAGACCACGUGACUCCUUGGAAAGUUUUCCAUGUCCAGGAUCUAUGGAUGAAGUGUUGGCCUCCCUAAGGCAUGGCAGAGCUCCUCUCCGGAAGGUGCAAGUGCCAACGAUGCGCCCUCCCCACGCCUCAGUCAAUGAGCACAUUCUGGCUGCCAUAAGGCAAGGGGUCAAACUGAAGAAAGUUCACCCUGAUCUUGGCCAAAACCUCAGCAGCAAACCAACUAGCAACAGACGCACUAGUGACCUUGAGAGGAGCAUCAAGGCCGCACUCCAGAGAAUCAAGAGGGUGUCUGCUGGCUCUGAGGAGGACAGCGAUGAGCAGGACCCUGGCCAGUGGGAUGGUUAGGCUCAAGUUUGACAAAGGUACCUGCCACAGUAGGCUUGAAUAAAGUGGGUGAGGCUAAGACCUAUUGAAAAGCACACUAACAGGGUGCUGGUAGACGGGCCACAUAACAGCCCAGAAGAUCAGCAGGGUCUUGUGUGGGAUGCUGCAGCUUUUUUUUUUUUUUCUUUUUGUUUUUUUGAGACAGUCUCGCUCUGUCGCCCAGGCUGGGGUGCAGUGGCGCGAUCUCGGCUCACUGCCAGCUCCACCUCCCGAGUUCAAGCAAUUCUCUGCCUCAGCCUCCUGAGUAGCUGGGAUUACAGGCACGUGCCAUCAUGCCUGGCUAAUUUUUGUAUAUUUAGUAGAGACAGGGUUUCACCACGUUGGCCAGGCUGGUCUUGAACUCCUGACAUCGUGAUCCACCUGCCUUGGCCUCCCAAAGUGUUGGGAUUACAGACAUGAGCCACCGUGCCUGGCCAAUGCUGCAACUUUUGUGUGACGCAGUGACUCUUAAAACUGGGGAGGGAAGUAGAAAUGAGAGUUGCACACACCAGCCCAUAGGUGGGAUGUCAAGACCCAAUCGGAAGUGUCGGUGGCCUAAGAGAAGAGCACUUACUUCUCACCAUGGGUGAUCUAGAAUUGUUCCCUGAUUCUGAAAGAAGUUUACACUACUCUGGUAAGCAGCACUAUUAGACUGCUGACUGUGGCCUCCUGUGUAUAUGGAAUAGUGAUUUCUCAGAUUUAUAGGUUUGAAUGUGAAUGUUAUUUUAUCAAUAAUCAGAAUAAAUUGCUUAUAUUCAGCAGUUAUUUUAAA